Messenger RNA from Elephantulus edwardii (Cape elephant shrew), 1957 nucleotides. RefSeq names its product baculoviral IAP repeat containing 2 (gene BIRC2). The coding region runs from base 98 to 1957 and encodes 619 amino acids. The transcript has 8 exons. The record is from RefSeq and is a predicted model, not a curated record. Gene Ontology annotation, biological process: regulation of apoptotic process. NCBI's taxonomy places the organism in Eukaryota, Metazoa, Chordata, Mammalia, Macroscelidea, Macroscelididae.
UAUCAUUUGAUUCUUUUUUGUGAUAAAAAUACAGAUGAGUUUGAAGAGAAGUUUCAUAUGAAGGUUUCUAGCCAUCUAAAAGUAAAAUCACCUUUUGAUGCAUAAAACUACCUUCCAAAGACUGGUUCCAAAUCCUUAUCAACACAAAUUUACGAAUACAAUGGAAAAUAGCAAGAUCUUGUCAAGUUGGACAAACACCAACAAACAGCAAAUGAGAUAUGACUUCUCAUGUGAACUCUACAGAAUGUCUACAUAUUCGACAUUCCCUGCUGGAGUUCCCAUCUCAGAAAGGAGUCUUGCUCGUGCUGGGUUUUAUUACACUGGUGUCAAUGACAAGGUCAAAUGCUUCUGCUGUGGCCUAAUGCUGGAUAAUUGGAAACAAGGAGACAAUGCUAUUGAAAAGCACAAACAGCUGUAUCCUAGCUGUAGCUUUAUUCAAAAUCUCAUUUCAGUGACCGGUGUGGGAUCCACCUCCAAGAAUUUGUCUCCAGUGAGAAACACUCUGGCACCUCCAUUAUCCCCCAUGCUGGAUCAUAGUGGCUCAUUUAGUGAUUCUUGCUUUACUCUAUCACCAAACCCGAUGGAUUCCAGAGCAGUGGAAGACCUCGCCCCUUUGAAGACUAACCCCUACAGUUAUGCAAUGAGUACUGAAGAAGCUAGAUUUCUUUCUUACAAGACAUGGCCAUUAACCUUUUUGUCACCAUUGGACUUGGCAAGAGCUGGCUUUUAUUAUAUAGGGCCUGGUGAUAGGGUAGCCUGCUUUGCCUGUGGUGGGAAACUGAGUAACUGGGAACCAAAGGAUGAUGCCAUGUCAGAACACCGGAGACAUUUUCCCAACUGUCCGUUUCUGGAAAAUUCUCUAGAAACGCCGAGGCUUAGUGUUUCAAAUCUGAGCAUGCAGACACGUGAGGCCAGACUGAGAACGUUUCUGCACUGGCCAUCUAGUGUUCCAGUUCAGCCAGGGCAACUUGCAAGUGCUGGCUUUUAUUAUGUAGGUCGCAACGAUGAUGUCAAAUGCUUUUGUUGUGAUGGUGGCUUGAGGUGUUGGGAAUCUGGAGAUGAUCCGUGGUUAGAGCACGCCAAGUGGUUCCCAAGAUGUGAGUUCUUGAUACGCAUGAAGGGGCAGGAGUUUGUUGAUGAGAUUCAAGCUAGAUAUCCUCAUCUUCUUGAACAGUUGUUGUCAACUUCAGACCCUCCUGCAGAUGAAAGUGCUGAACCACCAAUAAUUCAUUUUGGACCAGGAGAAAGUUCCUCAGAAGAUGCAGUCAUGAUGAAUACACCUGUGGUUACUGCUGCCUUGGAGAUGGGCUUCAGUAGAAGCCUGGUAAAACAGACCGUUCAGAGUAAAAUCCUAACAACUGGGGAGAAUUACACAUCAGUUAAUGAUAUAGUGUCAGCACUUCUCACGGCUGAAGAUGAGAAGAGAGAAGAGGAGAAGGAGCGCCAAACUGACGAGAUGGGCUCAGAUGACUUGUCAUUAAUUCGGAAGAACAGAAUGGCUCUCUUUCAACAACUGACGUGUGUACGUCCUAUCUUGGAUAAUCUCUUAACAGCCAAUGUAAUCAAUAAACAGGAGCAUGACAUUAUUAAACAAAAAACACAGAUACCUUUACAAGCAAGAGAACUGAUCGAUACCAUUUUAGUUAAAGGAAAUUCUGCAGCUAAUAUCUUCAAAAACUGUCUAAGAGGAAUUGAUUCUACGUUAUAUAGGAACUUAUUUGUGGAAAAGAAUAUGAAGUAUAUUCCAACAGAAGAUGUUUCAGGUCUGUCCUUGGAAGAACAAUUGAGAAGGCUGCAAGAAGAGAGAACAUGUAAAGUUUGUAUGGACAAAGAGGUUUCAAUUGUAUUUAUUCCUUGUGGUCAUCUGGUAGUGUGUCAGGAAUGUGCCCCUUCUCUCAGAAAAUGCCCUAUUUGCAGAGGGAUCAUCAAGGGUACUGUUCGUACAUUUCUUUCAUGA